AAGACUAAUCUUCUUUAUCACACGAGGCCGAGCUCUCCAGUAUUCAGAUUACAGGGCUGCCAUAUCAGGACAGCUGGAGCUUAAAUCAAUUGGUAGGUCGAUCCAUGGUUAUCAACCAUCCCAUCUUUAUCUGCAGCAUUCACCGGAGCAGAUUGACUCAUAACCCUCUUCCAUAUAUACCAUAUAUAUAGACCAUCCCUGCCGCGACGAGGAUUGCACCUUCACCAAUCACCACUCCAUCUCUGUUCACUCGAGGCAAGUAUCAAGUAUGGUGUCCCGAAAAACCCGAAGGUUCUCGCCGAUCGAGCAGUGCGACACCGAGGGGAGGUUGCGGUCGCGGCAGACGGUCGCCGCCGACCUCGACGGCACGCUGCUCCUGUCCCGAAGCGCGUUCCCGUACUACCUCCUCGUGGCGCUGGAGGCCGGCAGCCUCCUCCGCGCCGUGGCGCUUCUCAUGUCCGUGCCCUUCGUGUACCUCACCUACGUCACCGUGUCCGAGACCCUGGCCGUGCGCGCGUUCCUCUACGUCGCCGUGGCGGGGCUCGACGUGAGCGACAUCGAGGCCGUCGCCCGGACCGUGCUCCCCAGGUUCUACGCCGGCGACGUCCACCCGGAGGGCUGGCGCGUCUUCCGCUCGUUCGGGAGGAGGUGCGUCGUCACCGCCAGCCCGCGGGUGAUGGUGGAGCCGUUCGCCAGGGCGUUCCUUGGCGCCGACGUGGUCAUCGGGACGGAGAUGGAGGUGGGCGCGUCCGGGAAGGCCACGGGGUUCGUCGCCGGGCCCGGGGUGCUCGUCGGCGAACACAAGAGGCGGGCGGUGGUGAGGGAGUUCGGCGACGCGCUGCCGGACGUCGGCAUGGGGGAUCGCGAGAGCGACUUCGACUUCAUGGCCAUCUGCAAGGAAGCGUACAUGGUAACACGGCAGAAGUACCGCGCGUUGCCCCGGGAGCAGCUGCAGAGCCGGGUCAUCCUCCACGACGGCCGCCUGGCCCGGCGACCGACGGCGACCAACACGCUUCUCACUCUCCUGUGGAUGCCGCUCGGCUUCGCGCUCGCGCUGGCGCGCGUGCAUCUCCACCUGCUCCUCCCGGCGCGCGCCCUCUCCUACGCCUACAAGCUUAUGGGCGUCAAGCUGGUGGUGCGCGGCAACCGGCCGCCGCCGCCGCCGCCGUCCAAGAAGGGCGGCGGCCCCGGGGUUCUCUUCGUGUGCAACCACCGCACCACGCUCGACCCUGUCGCGGUGGCCGUCGCGCUGGGCCGCAAGGUGAGAUGGGUCGUCACGGACGGCGCCUCCAGCAGGUUCUCGGAGGCCGUGUCGCCUGUCAUGACAGGCGUGGCGCUGCCCGUGCCCGUGCCCAGCCGCGAGAGCGACGACGACGCGGACGCCGCCGCCCGCAUCCGGCGGCUGCUCGAGGAGGGAGACGACGUCGUCAUCUUCCCCGAGGGCACCAUCUGCCGCGAGCCCUUCCUGCUGCGGUUCGGCGCGCUCUUCGCUGAGGUCACCGACCGCAUCGUGCCCGUGGCCAUCGGCGCUAGGGAGGGCAUGUUCCACGGGUCCACGGCGCGCGGGCUCAGGAGAAUGGAUCCCUACUUCUUUUUCAUGAACCCACGGCCGACGUACGAGGUGACGUUCCUGAACCAGCUUCCAAGGGAGCUCACCUGCGGCGGCGGAAGGUCGCCGGUCGAGGUGGCCAACUAUGUCCAGGAGGUCCUGGCCGCGCAGCUUGGAUUCGACUGCACUUGCACCAGCAAGCAGGCAAAAACAGGAUGGUCUCCGGCGGCCCCGACGGUUGCGUGGCGUUGAAAGAGGUGGACUAGGGAAAACAGAGCAUGCAGCCAACUGUUAAUUGCCGUGCGUUGACAGUUGAGAGUGGUGAUCAAUCCAUGGUUUCACAUAAUCACAUUUACCGUUGAUGUCUGUGAUAUAAGAACCACAUGUAUACAUAUAUGAGCGCCAGGUUUCAAAUAGGGAACCAUGGAAACAUCUUUUUUACA
This is a messenger RNA of Sorghum bicolor (sorghum), 1992 nucleotides long. Its product is annotated as glycerol-3-phosphate 2-O-acyltransferase 6. The record is from RefSeq and is a predicted model, not a curated record. The transcript has 2 exons. NCBI's taxonomy places the organism in Eukaryota, Viridiplantae, Streptophyta, Magnoliopsida, Poales, Poaceae. Gene Ontology annotation, molecular function: glycerol-3-phosphate 2-O-acyltransferase activity; phosphatase activity. Bases 269 to 1801 code for a protein of 510 amino acids. Gene Ontology annotation, biological process: cutin biosynthetic process. Gene Ontology annotation, cellular component: membrane.